This is a messenger RNA of Mercenaria mercenaria, 846 nucleotides long. RefSeq lists its product as uncharacterized. The record is from RefSeq and is a predicted model, not a curated record. The coding region runs from base 180 to 770 and encodes 196 amino acids. The transcript has 5 exons. NCBI's taxonomy places the organism in Eukaryota, Metazoa, Mollusca, Bivalvia, Venerida, Veneridae.
GACGUCACUGACGUCACUUUUAUUGUUUUCCUGACGUCAUGACGUUAGAAACGCAACGUUACACAGAUACCGGAUUACAGUUGAACAGUUGUGCUGCUUGCUAGACGUUUAUCAAGGUUACUGAAACUUUACAGGAAUAUAAAAGUUGAUUCAGUGUUUUGAAGUUGCCUUAUCUUAUAAUGGCCGAAGAGAAGGAGAAAAUUCAUUGUCUUCACGUGUGUGGACACAUUGAGGCAAUGCUGGAAGAGAAGGCUACCAAAGAAUAUGAGGAGAAAAUGGAGGCGAGGAAACCUAUACAGUGUAGUACUGAGGAAGACAGUGGACAGCUACACGAGAUUUAUAAAGACAGGGUGAAAGGAACAGAGCCGAGUGAGGAGAAGGCAAAGAUGAUACAGGAAAUGAUGGAGGCGAUAGAGCACGCGAAACUCGUGCACAGUAUGACACUACUUCGUGCUAAAGAAGAAGAGCACGGUUUGAAACGACAUCCAUCAACACUAAGUCACAUGCACCACGACGACAGUGACAGUGAAGGUGAAGUUGAAGACCUACCACAUCCAGACACGGAAAAUUCAGCUGACGCAACUUCUGUUGUUAACGUAGACGACACAGCUACGGCAGAUGAAGCUACUGAAGUCGCAAAAGCAGUUGAUAGUCAGGCAGAGACUGAUGCUGAGACAAAUCUUGCGGUUCCGGAAAUAAAUGUUGUAACACAAAGUGGAACUGAGGUGGAGAACAUGGGAAAUGCUGAUAGGGACGAUGACAAUCAAUAAUUCCAUUGUUUUGAAGGGAUAUUUAAUAAAAUUUGGCAAAUCUUCAAUUAUAAUAUAAUAAAAUUAUUAUAUUGCA